AUUUCUAUUCAACUAAAAAUCGAAAAGUGCAGUGCCUGCUUUAGCAAAGAAAUACAAGAUUAUGAACGUGAAUGGAAAACAUAAACAAAUAAACUAGCUAAUCUGUUAUGGUAACAGGAGGCUUAUGUAGUACAUUGGCCACCGUUAUGCUAACUGCUCCGCACGGACGCGUCUCCGCCCGUUAUCCGGCUGCGCACGAAUUCACCCUUGACCGGCGCUCCGUUCUUCGGCUGCGCGUCGGAACAAUUCAUAUGUUCGUAUGUUCAGCUUCUCGUCUUGCGUCUGCUUCGCUGCUAUAUAGUUUAUGAGUGAAAAUAGGAUUUUAGACUAUUUUACUGUACUACUUUACUUCUUUUCUUUUCCUUGCUCCGCCCCCUGAUCUCCGCGGCCACGCCCCGGUAGAGUCUAAAGCUCCGCCUACUUUCGGCUGAGCGAGUCUUCCCUGUUCUCAUUCGUCUCAGACGCCUCCUGAUAGUGCGGCUUCAGUUUCCCUUGGCUUCUUCCACUGUGAGCGGCUUGUGCUUAGAAAAAAUGUACAUAAUUGUACCGGAAGUACGAUAACAUAGCCAAUUAAAACGCGGUUAUCAAAUUAGAAACGCGGAUUCUACUUGCGCCAAUCCAAAGCAAAGCAAAAAGAAGAAGAAGAAAAUAAGAAGAGCAAAAAGAAGAGGAAAGAUAUGGAGGGCCUUAACUACGUGCCCGAGGACAUGGUGUUCUCCUUCAGCGACGUGACGCACGUUCUGGCGGAGAAGGUGAAGAGCACUUUGCAAGACCCUCAGCCAGCAGAAUCAGGGAGGUUCAUCAUUCCCUUCUUCAGCGGCUCCGGGGGCUGCAACGACGCCUUCACAGGAUUCGGCUUUCUGGCUUUCCUGCUGGCGCUGCUGGAUCUGAUCUUGGAGCUGCAGGACGGGAACCGAAGGAGGCGGUCCGUUCAGGAGGGCCUGAACAUGGAUCCUGACAUCCUCAUGACUCUGGCGUUGGAGGUAUGGCGGCGAGUACCAUGUUGA
Penaeus vannamei (Pacific white shrimp) is the source of this 1007-nucleotide messenger RNA. NCBI's taxonomy places the organism in Eukaryota, Metazoa, Arthropoda, Malacostraca, Decapoda, Penaeidae. The record is from RefSeq and is a predicted model, not a curated record.